UAGAAUUGACAAAAGUUUCUCGAACUCAAGCUGUAAAUUAUAAAAUUAUAGUACAAUUUUGAAGAAUUCCACGAAAACAAACAACUUGUAAUAAAUUCUUUUGUGAUUAGUGUAGGAUGGCUGGUGAUGUGCCUUCUCAAAAAGAUGUGGAAGUUCAAGAGAAUUUACCUGUGGGUCCAAUUCCAGGAGUGAAAUAUCCUAUUGAAGUUAUUUACUGUGGAGAAUGUUCCAUGCCUUUAGAAUACUGUGAAUUUUAUCCUAAUUAUGAAAAAUGUAAAGAGUGGUUGCAAAAAAACUUACCAGAUAUUUUUGAGCAGAAGAUGAAAUUGGAAGCCGAACCUGCACAAGGGGAAGAAGAGAAAAAAAGACAAAAAAGAGGUGGCAAAGGCAUGAUGAAAGCAAAGAAAAAAGCAGAAAAGGAGAAGAAAAUAUGCUUAUCAAGAGCACCUCGUGGAAAGAAAAAAUUUGUAACAGUUAUUACUGGCCUUAAAACUUUUGAUAUAGAUUUAAAAGAUGCAGCUAAGUUCUUUUCUCAUAAAUUUUCAUGUGGGUCAUCGGUUACGGGUGAUGAUGAAAUUGUUAUACAAGGCGACGUGAAAGAUGAGUUGUUUGAUAUUAUUACUGAACAAUGGCCUGAGAUUGAUGAAGACUUCAUUGAUAUGCUUGCCGACCAGUCUCGGUGAUUGAUACUCUAGACCUAAAAUUAUGCAAUUUUCAAUUUUUAUGUAAAAUAUUUGUAAAAUAAAAUUUACUGAAUGGUUUCUUAAAA
Uloborus diversus is the source of this 769-nucleotide messenger RNA. It is a transcript of the gene DENR, whose product is annotated as density-regulated protein homolog. The coding region runs from base 117 to 683 and encodes 188 amino acids. Gene Ontology annotation, biological process: translation reinitiation; formation of translation preinitiation complex. NCBI's taxonomy places the organism in Eukaryota, Metazoa, Arthropoda, Arachnida, Araneae, Uloboridae. Gene Ontology annotation, molecular function: mRNA binding; translation initiation factor activity. The record is from RefSeq and is a predicted model, not a curated record. The transcript is spliced from 7 exons.